Messenger RNA from Gossypium raimondii (Peruvian cotton), 4180 nucleotides. Its product is annotated as nuclear matrix constituent protein 1. Gene Ontology annotation, biological process: nucleus organization. Gene Ontology annotation, cellular component: nucleus. Lineage: Eukaryota; Viridiplantae; Streptophyta; Magnoliopsida; Malvales; Malvaceae. The transcript is spliced from 8 exons. The record is from RefSeq and is a predicted model, not a curated record. The coding region runs from base 170 to 3886 and encodes 1238 amino acids.
GUACGGUACUACGGCUCGAACGUGAACCCAAGAAAGAAUCCGAUAAUAUUUUCCUUAAAGGAGAAAAACCACAAAAGCUAACAAUCAAAGUGAAAUCUGCCCCUCUAGGGUUUCCAACAAAUCAUUCCCAUUAAAUUUCUUUGUUUUCUUUGCUCUGGUUCUUGGCGAUAUGAUCACGCCGCGAAGGAAGGCGUGGUCUCCACUAACUCUAACUCCGCCUACUGAGCCGCAGAUGGCGGGGGUUCCGAACACUAGCAGCGGUGGCAUUCGGGGUAAGGGAAAAGCUGUUGCUUUUGCCCAUGAUACUAGGAAACUGCCACCGCCUCCUGUUGCCUCUCUUAGUGGCAAGGGGCCUCUGAAUGUUGAGGUGGAAGAGGAGGACAUGGAGGAUUGGAGGCGGUUCAAGGAAGCUGGGUUGUUAGAUGAAGCGGCCUUGGAAAGGCGGGACCACGAGGCCCUUGCCGAAAGGCUCUCCAACCUCGAAGGGGAGCUUUUUAACUACCAGUACAAUAUGGGGCUCCUCCUCAUUGAGAAAAAAGAAUGGACAUCAAAGUGUGAAGAAUUAAAGCAAGAACUUGCUGAAGUUGAGGAGAUUCUCAGACGUGAGCAGGCAGCCCACUUGAUUGCAUUAUCUGAAGUUGAAAAGCGAGAGGAGAACUUGGCAAAAGCCUUAGCUGCUGAAAAACAGUGUGUGGCUGAUCUUGAAAAAGCAUUGCGUGAUAUUCAAGAAGAACAUGUCCAGGUUAAGCUUAGUUCUGAUACAAAGUUGGCUAAUGCAAAUGCAUUGGUUGCUGGAAUUGAAGGAAAAUCCUUAGAGGUGGAAGAAAAGCUGCGUGCUGCUGAUGGUAGGCUUGCAGAGGUGAAUAGAAAAAGUUCAGAAUUGGAAAGGAAACUGCAAGAGAUGGAGGCUCGUGAAAGUGUGCUUCAAAGAGAGCGUCUUUCCUUUGUUGCAGAACGAGAAGCAUAUCAGGCAACUUUUUACAAACAGAGGGAAGACUUGAAUGAGUGGGAGAAGAGACUAAACAAAGGAGAAGAGAAGCUGACUGAACUGAGGAGAAUGCUCAACCAGAGGGAGGAAAAGGUGAAUGAGAACGAUAGGCAUUUCAAGCAGAAAGAGAGGAGCCUUGAAGAGCUGCAAAAUAAGAUUGAUUUAUCCACAUUGAAGUUAAAGGAGAUGGAAGAUGAUAUAGGCAAACGUUUGACAGACUUGGUUUCAAAAGAGAAGGAAGCUGAGUCCAUUAGAAGUACUCUAGAGGCAAAAGAGAAGGAUCUAGUUGCACUGGAAGAAAUGCUUACUGCUAGAGAAAGGGUGGAGAUUCAGAAACUUGUCGAUGAGCAAAGGGUUAUUCUGGAUGCUAAAAGGCAGGAGUUUGAAUUGGAACUUGAAGAAAAGAGGAAGUCUGUUGAUGAGGAACUGGAAGGCAAGAUACAUGAAAUAAACCAGCAGGAAGCCGAAAUUAAUCACAAAGAAGAAAAGUUGAGGAAACAAGAACAGGCACUGGAUAAGAAGUCAGAGAGAAUGAAGGAGAAAGAAAAGGACCUUGAGGUGAGGUUGAAAGCAGUCAAGGACAAAGAGAAAUUUGUGAAAACUGAGGAGAAGAAGUUGGAGCUGGAAAGGCAGCAGCUGUAUGCUGCUAAAGAGAACUUACAGGCUCUCAAAGAUGAGAUUGAUAAGAUAGGUUCUGAAACCAGUCAACAAGAGUUACGAAUUCAAGAAGAGUCUGAAAAGCUUAAAAUUACUGAAAAGGACAGAGCUGAACAUAUCCGCUUGCAGUCUGAAUUGAAGCAGCAGAUAGUCAACUGCAGACAUCAGGAGGAGUUACUUUUGAAGGAACAUGAGGACCUCAAACAGCAAAGGGAAAAUUUUGAGAAAGAGUGGGAUGCUUUGGAUGAUAAAAGAGCUGAAAUCAUUAUGAAACAAAAGGAAAUUGAUGAAGAAAAGGAAAAGUUCGAAAAAUUGCAACAUUCAGAAGAAGAAAGAUUGAAGAAAGAAGAAGCUGCCAUGCAAAAUUAUGCUUGUAGGGAGAUGGAAUCUCUCAGGCUGCAGAAAGAAUCAUUUGAAGCCACAAUGAAGCAUGAGAAAUCAAAUUUGCUGGAAGAAGCUCAGAAUGAGCGAACUAGAAUGCUUCAAGAUUUUGAAGAGAGGAAAAUGAAUCUUGAAACUGAUAUGAAGAAUAGAUUUGAUCAAAUGCAGAAAGAUCUGCAAGAAAGGAUUGUUGCAUUUGAGGAGGUGAAGGAGAGAGAACUUGCUAAUUUGAGAUGCUCAAAAGAAGAUGCUGAGAGUCAACUGGAAGAACUAAAAUCUGCAAGGUGUGCUGUAGAAAGGGAAAAACAAGAAGUUGCAAUGAACAGGGAUAAGCUGAAAGAGCAGCAGCUAGAAAUGCGAAAAGACAUUGAAGAACUUGGUAUCCUUAGCAGUAAGCUCAAAGACCAGCGGCAACAGUUUAUCCGUGAAAGACAUAGCUUCCUUGAAUUUGUAGAGAAGCACAAGUCUUGUAAGAACUGCGGAGAAGUAACAAGGGACUUUGUACUCUCUAACUUCGAAAUUCCUGAUUUGCAGGAUAGGAAAAUCCUUCCUCUUCCACAGCUAGCUGGUGAAACCUUAAGCCAUCAUCAACGUUAUGUAGGUGGUUCUGGUGCUACAAAUAUCAAUAGAUCUCCUGAAGCUGAUGCGCAAUAUCCAGAGUCUGCUGGACGCAUGUCCUGGCUUCGCAAAUGUACUAAGAUUUUUAGCAUUUCGCCAACUAAGAGAAAUGAAAGUAAAGCUGAAAGGCCUAGCAUGCUUACCGCUACAGAAGCAGGAGUGAGUAUUCAAGGAGAGGCAGGAGAGCCAUAUUUAGGGAUUACAGGUGACACUGUCCGUAACCAAUUGCUCCAAUCUAAUACAAUUAGGGAGGUGGGUGAUGGAUCUGUCCCAUCUGCUGAUCAUAGCUUUGGUGAGAGUAAGGUGCAAGAUGUUCCUGAAGAUUCUCAGCAAUCAGAGCAGAAGAGUGAUCACCGCAAACCUAGAAGAAAACCUAAAUCUGGACUGAAUCGAACACGCUCCGUGAAGGCUGUAGUUGAAGAUGCAAAACUAUUCCUUGGUGAAAGCCCUGAAGGACCUGAGCCUAGUAAUAGGGUGCAGUCACAUGAAACCAGUCAUGUCAAUGAAGAAAGUGCUGGUGUUUCUAGUCAUACUGUUGAGGGGGCAGGACCACGGAGUAAUGCAAGAAAACGGCAACGCCAACAAAAUUCCCAAGUUAGAGACAGUGAGUUGGAUGCUGCAGAUAGUGAAGGACACUCUGAUAGUGUCACGGCUGGUGGGAGAAGGAAGAGGCAACAAACAGUUACUCCAGGCCUCCAAACCCCAGGACAAAACCGAUACAAUCUCAGGCGACCCAAGACUACAGUCACAGCCACAGCAGCACAGGCCUCAUCUGAUGUCCUGAAGACUAGGAAGGAGCCUGAGGAUGGUGGGUUGGAGGGAGGAGUGCAUACUAGGAAGGAGCCUGAGGAUGGUGGGUUGGAGGGAGGAGUGCAUACAAGGAAGGAGCCUGAGGAUGGUGGGUUGGAGGGAGGAGUGCAUACUAGGAAGGAACCUGAGGAUGGUGAGAACAGAAGAUCUAACUUGGUGCAGGUUACAACAAUAAAAAAUGUGGAGAUCUUAGAAAGCGAGGUGGUUAAGCUCAAAACAAGCGUGGAUGUUGGUGGCAAUGAAAUAGCAGCAAAGACAGUCAAAAGUGUGGAUUUGAUUGAAGAAGUAGAUGUUACAGCUGAAAAUGGUGAUGAAGAUGAGAGUUGGGGCAGAUUCCAUGAGGAGGAUGAAGAGGACGAGGGUGAUGAUGAGAUGGAAAAUCCGGGUGAUGUGUCAAUUGGAAAGAAAAUCUGGACAUUUUUUACCUCAUAAGUCAUAAGGCUCCUAUUUUGUUUUUGUUUUUUAAUUUUCUUUGAGACUGAGGGACGUUGCUAUGCUACACUUUGGCACAAUAAGUUGUGUAACUAGGAUGCUUUAACUUUAGCUUUAGUUUUAGCUUCAGCUUCUGAGCUUUGCAUUGUAUCUUGUGUAUGGCUUAUAUAGGAAUGUUUCCUGUCUGUGGAUUCCCCGGGAAAGUGAUGUGGAAGUGGUAACAACAAUUGAUUUCUAGUUCGUUUUGUACACUAUAUUCUUUAGUUGCAAGUAUGUUUUGCUUCAUUUUUAUCA